UGCGGACUACUGUGUAUUUGAACACAAAUAAGAUACUAGUUGUUAUUGUCAACUUUUGUAUUCCAUUGGUGUUGUGUUUGUCUCAUCACGUGAAGGUAGAUGCUUUAAAAGAAAGGAGUACGCAGCGGAUGAUGUCUUCUAAGGCUCUGAGAUACACUAUAAAAACAACAUUGCGCCCUUCACCGCAGAUUUACGAAAACUUGUUUGUGCUCGAUUUUGAAGCUACGUGUGAUUAUCCAGAGCAGAUUUCACCGCAGGAAAUAAUAGAGUUUCCAUGCUUGAAAGUUAGUGGCAAAACAUUUGAAGUUCUGUCACAAUUCCACCAUUACAUUAGGCCAAUAUGCAAUCCUCUGCUGUCAGAUUUUUGUGUGGCCAGGACUGGAAUAAUUCAGGAGAUAAUUGAUAACUCCGAGACAUUUGAGAGCAUUUUUCAGCAGUUCAGAAUAUGGCUUCACAAUAAUGACUUCAAUAACAGAUGUGUGUUUGUAACAUAUGGUAACCAGGAUUUCGAAAGGCUGCUGCCAACUCAGUGCCAGAUUUCAAAUAUUGCUGUUCCAAGCUGCAUGAGAAAAUGGCUUGAUUUGAAGAAGUGCAUCGCCAGGGCAACUGGACAUUACCCAUCCAGCUUAAAAAGUGCUGUGGAAAGAUUUGGAAUAAAAUUUUCUGGCCGCCAGCAUUCUGGUAUAGAUGACUGCUACAACAUGGUUUCAAUUAUGAAACUCCUGGCAGAGAAAGGAUAUGUUUUCAAUUAGCUCCAGUACAUAAACUGUGAUGUGGCAGGAACAGAAGUGUUUUCUUUUGCCAUGAGUAUGGUGCCAAAUAAUGAACUGAGGAUUAUACACACGGAAUUGGCAAAAUAAUUAAGUUGAAGAGGUUUAUUACUACCUAAAAUUAUGAAGAAAUGUGUAUAUACCUUCACAACAAAGGAUAGUGUGUUUUAUGUUGAUGUAUACCAGUAUUGUGUAGGUUUUAAGAGGAAAAAUUAACUGCCACACCACAUCUGUGUAAGGAUUGACUAAUUUUGGACAUCAUGUGAUGCAUGUUUGUGUUGAGAUGGUCAGAAAUAUCUGCAGUCAGAUCUGAUUUCUGAAAUGUUUUCCUAUUAUAUUUUUUCUCUAUUUUUGAUACAGCCAAAGUUUCAUAUAGUAUGUUGAAUGUAUUAAUUGACUUUAUGUAUAUGUUUUCUGAUUUUGCUAGUUUAUGUCAUAUUUUUUAUGACUGAAGUCACUGAAAAGUUACAGUGAAGUGUGGAAUAUGAAGGAGAUAAGUUGGUUAUUUUAUUAUGUAUGUGAACUUGAGUAUAUUACUUUAUAU
Schistocerca americana (American grasshopper) is the source of this 1314-nucleotide messenger RNA. RefSeq names its product ERI1 exoribonuclease 3-like. Gene Ontology annotation, molecular function: nucleic acid binding; 3'-5'-RNA exonuclease activity. The transcript is spliced from 6 exons. The record is from RefSeq and is a predicted model, not a curated record. The coding region runs from base 129 to 752 and encodes 207 amino acids. Gene Ontology annotation, biological process: exonucleolytic trimming to generate mature 3'-end of 5.8S rRNA from tricistronic rRNA transcript (SSU-rRNA, 5.8S rRNA, LSU-rRNA). NCBI's taxonomy places the organism in Eukaryota, Metazoa, Arthropoda, Insecta, Orthoptera, Acrididae.